Molecule: messenger RNA, 1212 nt
Organism: Puccinia graminis f. sp. tritici CRL 75-36-700-3
Lineage: Eukaryota; Fungi; Basidiomycota; Pucciniomycetes; Pucciniales; Pucciniaceae
Exons: 7
Source: RefSeq, a predicted model, not a curated record
AUGGGUGAAAAUUACUCUAAUAAUGAUAAACGCAGUCAAACCGAAAAUACUAGGACUAGUGCUUCUGAAUUUGAGGUAAAUAUAUUAUUACCAGCAAAUGCUGAUAGAGUUCAACCUCAAAAUAUAGAACAAGCCCAACCGGUUGUUGAAGGCAAGGAACAGAAUGAAAACAGCAGUGAUGAGGAUCGAAGUGCUUGGGAAAAACGGCAGCAAAGGGAAUUGUAUGAAAGUGAUGAAAGUGAUGAUUUCCAUCCGCUUGGUGUCUCACUACUUCAAGUUAAUCCUGCGCUUCCCGGGCCAUCAGCAGCUGUCAAUUGGGAUUCAAACCACGGUGUUGAAAAGACUGGUUGGGAAAGUUGGCCUGGGCAAACAGCUCAGGAGUCCCAAAAAAUUGGGCUUAAUAUGGAAAUGGAUUGGCGGUCAAAUCCUCAUGAAGAUCUGGAAUUACCAGCAGGAAAUGUUUGGCGAGAUGAUUCUACCGAGGAAAUGGACAAGAAAACUGAUGAGGAGAAAGAACCACAAAUUUCUGGUGGGUUCAUCAUUGAUGUGGACAUCGGUGGGAAUGAAAAGGAGACCCCAGUAGAUUCUGUUUCAUCUACCGAGAACCAAUCAAGGUUGAUCUUUGAACGUGCAAAAAAGGAUCUGGAAGAUGAGUUUUGGCAACCAUUUCCUAUUCCACCUGGGAAGGAUAAGAAUGACAGAGAUCGAGUUACUGCACUUUCAGAAGAGUUUGGUAGGAGAUCACAGACUCUGAAAAAUAAUACCAUACUUUCAAGGCAUGAGAAAGAGAGGAAUGAACAUAUUGAGAGAUGGAGGGAAGGACCUCAAAAGACACCGGGAAAUCAGCCAUCUGGAAACAAUCGAGAAUCCUACCUUUCAAGCUUAAAUCCACCCAAUAUGGAACCUCGUAAACGCAUGCAAUCCUUGCCUCUGCAAGGAAAAUUCAAUAAGAAAGAAUUCGGGAGUCUAAUGAAGGGAUCAAAAAGGAUGAACGAGGAACUUAUACCAAGUAGGCAGAGACUCAUUGACAGGGCAGUAAGAGAGGGAGGGGUAUUCAAUUCGAGGAAGUUUGGGGAGCCUUUGAAAUUAAUGCCAAAGAACGUGUUUAAUUUUGAGAAUGUAAAGCAAUUGGAACUUCAAAGCGAGCACGUCUUAAUGAAGAGAGUGCAGAUCAAGGUUGGGGAUGGAAUGCGUCGGCAUCAACUUUUGGCU